This is a messenger RNA of Sesamum indicum (sesame), 1088 nucleotides long. The record is from RefSeq and is a predicted model, not a curated record. NCBI's taxonomy places the organism in Eukaryota, Viridiplantae, Streptophyta, Magnoliopsida, Lamiales, Pedaliaceae.
CUCAUAUAUGUGUUUCAUGGCUUUCCUUAGAAUUUUUUCCCUCAUGCUAUCCGUCGUUGCGAUUCUUGCUUGCGGUGGCAAUGCGCAGCUCUCGCCCGACUUCUAUGCUUCCACAUGCCCUAAUCUGCAAAGGAUUGUGAGCGACGCUAUGAGAGAAGCCAUUGAUCAAGAACUUAGAGUUGCUGCAUCCGUCCUUCGUUUGUUCUUCCACGAUUGCUUCGUUAAUGGGUGUGAUGGAUCAUUGUUGCUAGAUGACACAGCCACAUUCACUGGGGAAAAAAGCGCGUUUCCAAACCGGAAUUCAGUGAGAGGUUUUGAAGUGAUCGACAGAAUCAAAAGUCGUGUUGAAUGUGAGUGCAAUGGUACAGUUUCUUGUGCAGAUAUCUUGGCCCUGGCUGCACGAGAUGGAGUAGCCUUGCAUGAGAGCUGCACGCAGAUGGGAGGGCCAACAUGGGCAGUUCCACUAGGCAGAAGGGACGCGAGAACCGCAAGCGAUUGUGCCGCCAACGCACAGUUGCCGUCCCCAACAGCCACACUUCCCACUCUCAUCUCCAUGUUCGCCGCCAAAGGCCUCUCCUCCCGUGACAUGGUGGCCCUCUCCGGCGCCCACACCAUCGGCUUCGCACAGUGCUCCAACUUCCGCGCCCGCAUCUACAACGAAACCAACAUCAACCCCAUCUUCGCCGCCAACCGCCGCGGCGCCUGCCCCCCCUCCGGCGGCGACACCAAUCUGGCCGCCAUGGACCUGCAGACUCCGAACCGGUUCGACAACAAUUAUUAUACGAACCUGUUGACCCGGGGCGGGCUGCUUUAUUCGGACCAGGAGCUGUUCAACAAUGGGCGGUUGGACUGGUUGGUUAAGGUUUACAGUAGCCGCGCUGCUUCUUUCAGGAGAGAUUUUGCUGCUGCAAUGGUGAAGAUGGGGAAUAUAAACCCCCUUGUGGGGACUGAUGGAGAGAUUAGAAAGAACUGCAGGCUUGUUAAUUAAUUGGGUAAAUUACAAAUAACUCUUUACAUACUCAUUUGUUAUUUGAAAAUUACAAAUAUUCUCUCAUAAUUAACAGUUGUCUAAUAGUCAUGAAUUAUCA